AUGGAGACGAUCAUGUCGACAGACAUGGUCCGACUGCUAGGAUCUGUUGCCUAUCACGCUGACUGCUUCCGCUGCGUCCUCUGCGCGCGCUGUCUCUCUACGGGGGAUGAGUGUCGAUCCCUGGGCGAUGGCGUACGAUUUGUCUGCAUGGAGCACGGCACCUCCACCACCAACCAGAGACUCUGCCAUUUAGACACUCCGAGGAGUCCCUCUCGCUCCGACAGCAUCUUUGAAGGCAGUGGUGGUGGUGGUGGUGGUGAUGGAGUUAAACAUGGAGGUAGAGAAACCAUAUAUUACGAGCACCAGGACUUUUACGCUUCCACAGAAGCUGGUCUGGGUCACUUCGUAUCCAGCGAACCGGAGCAGGAACGGGAGAUCGACUCGCCCAUGUACACGAGCAACCUGGAAGGCGAUGACCAAUCGGAGGAGUGUGGACUCGAGCUGGCCGAAGUGGAGGGAGAGGUGGAGGGCGGAUCAAAAGCCACCUCGGGACCAGAUGAGGCUAGUGGUAGUCCCGCCUCCAAUGAAAUUUCGGUUUCUACCACCACCGCAGUGUCCACUCAGGCCUCAUUGGAAGGCAGUGGAAACACCCUCGUCACAAAGCGACGCGGACCUCGUACCACUAUCAAGGCUAAGCAGUUGGACACCCUAAAACAGGCCUUCGCCACCACACCAAAACCCACCAGACAUAUUCGUGAACAAUUGGCUCAAGAGACCGGUCUCUCUAUGCGCGUCAUUCAGGUAUGGUUCCAAAAUCGUCGCAGUAAGGAGCGUCGGAUGAAACAGCUAUCGGCGCUGGGAGUACGAAGGUCCUUCUUCCAGCAGCAACAUCACAAUCACCACCACCCUGUCCGACGAAUUCGGAUGGGGAGCGGUGGCGGUGGCGAAACCAGUGGUGUCCCUUCGCUUGAACCAGCCUCCUUCGGGCCUGACGACCUGCCUCCCGAAGUAAUGGCGGAGCUGUUACAUAUACCAGUCCUUCCACCGCCGCCGCCACUACUUCCACCUCCAGGAUAUCAGACUGGUCUUUUCUGCGUCGAGGCGCAGCGAGAAUUUUACAACACAAUGGCGGCCGAGGCUCCGAGUACAUUCCCAAUAGGCGCUUCGAUGUUCUCCUAUGGACCUUCACUGUCCCCACUACCACAAUCAGGAUACCAGAAUCCUUUCACCGGAGGAGGUCUUACUUACUCCUCACGACACGAGAGCAUGGUUAAGAAGGUACCUCUUUCACCCGAGCAUCCCCUUCUGCCACAAUUGCCCUGCGAACGGGAGCCCGGAAAAGCCGCUGAUGAUCAAAUUAGUAAGUGA
Molecule: messenger RNA, 1308 nt
Organism: Echinococcus granulosus
Lineage: Eukaryota; Metazoa; Platyhelminthes; Cestoda; Cyclophyllidea; Taeniidae
Product: LIM/homeobox protein Lhx1
Exons: 4
Coding region: 1-1308 (435 amino acids)
Biological process (GO): regulation of transcription by RNA polymerase II; neuron differentiation
Cellular component (GO): nucleus
Molecular function (GO): DNA-binding transcription factor activity, RNA polymerase II-specific; RNA polymerase II transcription regulatory region sequence-specific DNA binding
Source: RefSeq, a predicted model, not a curated record